Molecule: messenger RNA, 1192 nt
Organism: Danaus plexippus (monarch butterfly)
Lineage: Eukaryota; Metazoa; Arthropoda; Insecta; Lepidoptera; Nymphalidae
Exons: 6
Coding region: 1-966 (321 amino acids)
Source: RefSeq, a predicted model, not a curated record
AUGGAAGUGCCACCGACGGUUAAAAGUAAUAUUAGUAGUGAAAGAUUGCAAAAUAUGUUAACAACUUUGACAAAAUGUAGAAUUGAUUAUGUAAAAGAAAAAUAUGAAACAAAAAAGCUACGAGAAAUGUACACAAAAAUGGAAUUAGAAUUAAAAGAAGCUCGUGAACUUGAAAAAUCAAAUCGCUAUCAACUUCAAUCCUCGAGGGAUAUGAUAGGAAGUUUACAGGAAACAGUUUCGCAACUAGUUUAUUUAAAACGAGAUGUUAAAAAAUUAAAAUAUGACAUAAAUUCUAAAGAUAUUACCAUAGCUAAUAUAAACAAGGAUAAAGAAAAUUUACAACAAAAGCAUAACGAAAAUAUUCAAGAAAUUCGUAGAUUGCACGAAAGACAAAUUGAAGACCUUGUAUCGGUUAAUGAAAAGAAAAUCCAGCAGGUUCAAUAUGAUUUAGAAACUAAAAUCGCUGAAUUCACAUGCGUAAUCGAGGAGCUCCGAAGUAAAAUCAAAGAAAUGGAAGCAGAAAACACGAAUAAAAUGAACGUCGUCGUAUUGGAAUACGAAGAGAAAAUACAAAGGAGUGCUUCAGAAAUAUCACAACUUCAAGAAAAACUCGCGAUGCAAACAUCUAGAAAUGAUGCUAACAUCGAUGCUUACAGAAGGAAAAUAGAAGAUUUGGAAAGUAAGCUGAAACAGUGUCAGUUUAAGGAAUAUUUAGCCCAAAACAGUUACUCAUCUCAGAUAGAAAACAGGGCCGAACGUCCAUAUUCAGUGGGUCGUUAUUAUUCUGAAUGCUCAGAAUUGAAUUCAGCUCCAUUAAGUCCUCGCAUGUCUGUCCACUCACGGCAAAAACCGACGUUACAAGUCGUGUACGAUAACAGAACGAUACCGAAAAACGAGAAAAAAUCUCAUUUUAAUAUAACCAAGAAGAGAAAACUGUACAGCGACAAGGACUUUCUAAAUCAGUGAUCAUGCCCAGUACUUGUCUCAUGUGAUCUUAAGACGUAAUUGAGCGAUUAAUGUUUCCUUUUUGAAUAAAACUCACGUAGCUAGCUGUUCAUACUCUCCACUUUCACUGCGCGUCUUGAUACUUGUAUGAUAAGAAGUCUAAAUCGUCAGCCUAAAUACUGAAGGUAGCACAAGUUUUGUAAGAACUUAAUCCAGUACUUGGUUAAAUUGAUUGUUGCUGAUAGAC